Molecule: messenger RNA, 3757 nt
Organism: Nicrophorus vespilloides
Lineage: Eukaryota; Metazoa; Arthropoda; Insecta; Coleoptera; Silphidae
Product: probable phosphorylase b kinase regulatory subunit alpha
Exons: 13
Coding region: 137-3697 (1186 amino acids)
Biological process (GO): glycogen metabolic process
Cellular component (GO): phosphorylase kinase complex
Molecular function (GO): calmodulin binding
Source: RefSeq, a predicted model, not a curated record
CGAAAGCAUUAUUACAUAAUAUAAUGGUUGAACAGAAUACAAAUGUAAACAUUUUACAAUUGGUAACCUAACUGAAGUGAAAAAAUAAUCCAAGAAGUAAUUUUGUCAUUCAAGUGUCAUUGUAACUAAUAUUAAGAUGAGAAGCAGAAGCAAUUCUGGGGUUCGUUUGGACCACUAUCAGAGGAUAGUUUAUCGAGUUAUAAUGAAACAUCAAAAUCCAGUAACGGGACUGUUUCCCUUAAGUGAAGAGAAUGACCAUGCUUGGAUCAGAAACAAUGUGUAUUGCAUAUUAGCAGUUUGGGGCCUAUCAAUGUCUUACAAGAAGAUGGCAGAUCAGGAUGAAGACAGGGCUAAAACGUAUGAGUUAGAACAGUCAUGUGUUAAAUUAAUGAGGGGCCUUUUGAUGUGCAUGAUGAGGCAAAAGGAUAAAGUGGAAAAGUUUAAAAUGACUCAAAAUUCUUCAGACUCACUGCACGCCAAGUACUCUUCUGUAACUGGUCAAACUGUAGUUAGUGAUAUGGAUUGGGGACAUUUGCAGAUUGAUGCUAUUAGUCUUUAUUUACUUAUCUUAGCUCAGAUGACUGCAUCUGGACUUCAAAUAAUUUUUAACUUGGAUGAGGUUUCAUUUGUACAGAAUUUAGUGUUUUACAUUGAAAGUGCUUAUUGCACUCCAGAUUAUGGGAUAUGGGAGAGAGGUGAUAAAACCAAUCAUGGCUUGCCAGAACUAAAUGCCAGCAGCAUUGGCAUGGCAAAAGCUGCACUUGAAGCUAUGAAUGAAUUGGACUUGUUUGGAGCUCGUGGUGGACCAUACAGUAUUAUUCAUGUCCUUGCAGAUGAAGCCCAAAAAUGUCAAGCAGUCCUACAAUCUAUGUUACCAAGAGAAUCCAGCUCAAAAGAAACUGAUAGUGGAAUUUUAUCAGUUAUUGGAUUUCCUGCAUUUGCUGUGGAUGAUCCUGUUUUAAUCAAUCUUACUAGAGGAAAUAUACUUAAGAAAUUACAAGGCCAUUAUGGAUGCAAAAGAUUCUUAAGAGAUGGAUAUAGGACACCUAAAGAAGAUCCUAACAGAUUAUAUUACGAGCCAUGGGAGCUUAGAGUUUUCGACAGUAUUGAAUGCGAAUGGCCGUUAUUUUUCUGUUAUUUAAUAUUAGACUACUGUUUCCAAGGAAAGAAAGAACUUGCCUCAGUAUAUACAGAUAUGUUAGAGGAGAUUAUGAUUAAAACUGAAGACGGUAUUAAAUUAGUUCCUGAAUUGUAUGCAGUUCCGCCACAAUUAGUGGAUGAGGAAUACAAAGAUCCAGGAAGCCAAACGCGAGUUGCUUUAGGUCAAUCACCGUUCCUUUGGGCACAAUCCCUUUACAUUGUCGGUAAACUUCUACAAGAGGGUUACCUCGCGGCUGGUGAAUUAGAUCCAUUAAAUAGGAGAUUGUGUGCUGAGAAAAAACCUGAUGUGGUUGUACAGGUUGUCAUUCUAGCAGAAGAUAAUGAAAUAAGAAAGAAAUUGUUAGAGCACGAUAUAUACGUACAAACAAUAGCAGAAGUUGCACCAAUUGAAGUACAACCAGCAAGGCUGUUAUCCCAUCUUUACACAUACUUAGGAAGAAACAAAAAGUUAGGUUUGAGUGGAAGAAAAUCUCGUGACGUGGGAAUAUUAAGUACCAGCAAAUUAUAUUCAAUGGGAGACCGGAUAUUUGCCUUUACUCCACAGUUUAGCGACAUGUCGCGCAAUUACAUCGCUUCAGAUUACGAACUGAUGAUAGAUAUUUUCAAGAGUGAACUCAAUUUCUUAAAAUCAAGUUGGCAAAAUAUGUUAGGACGGCCUCUGGUCACAAUUCCUGUAAGAAGUUUACAUUUAGAUCAAGGAAAAAUUCCGUUGGCUAUGAUAACGACUAUGAAGAAAUUAAAGUCCGGUUAUAUAAACGGCACACGAGUAACAUUGGGACAUUUUAGCGAUUUUCUUAGCACUAGUUGUUUAACAAACUUAAGUUUUCUGGGUUGCCACGAAGAGGGAAUGCCGGAUAAGUUGAAUCCGGAAGUGCAGCAAUAUUUGGAAGAACAUCUGAUGAAAUGUUUUUCAAACAAAGCGUCACUCUUAAUGGUAAAUCAUUCAGUCAGAAGGGGAAGAAAUAUGAGAAGACGAAUGUCUGUAAAAGGUUUAAUCAAACGAACGAGAUCAAUUAAUAUUGGUGAUGUUGAAAAACUUGGUAUUGAUCAAAGAUCUACCUUGGCUUGUGGCAGUCAAUCAGGCAUUCACACUAGAUCUCCUUCGCCAGAAGUAAAUUCAUGUCAUGACCAACCAAAGGAUAUACCUUCUAUUGUAAUUGCUGGUAUUGGAACAAGACACAGAACUCAAUCGGAAACCCAAUAUGCGGAUACAGAAGUCGAGGAAUUAUUUGCAAUGUUACGUGAAUCGGAAUCUUUGGAUGAGCAAGGUGACAUUUUACAAUAUUUGGUAGAUUCCAAAGGCUUAGAUUAUAAUACCGGAAUGUUGGAAUUUGGGAAAGUUGUCUGUGUGAGAGACUUACUAAAAGGAUUAUAUGAAAAAGCUUGUCAACAAAAGUUAUGGGGAUUGGUAAGGCAUACUGCUGGUAUGUUGGGUAAACGCGUCGAAGAUCUUGCUAAGGCAGUUACUGAUUUGCUGGUACGUCAGAAGCAAAUCACCAUUGGGAUGCCACCUAAUAACGAGCACACAAUAACGGCUCCAUUACCGGAAACUGAGUUGCGUUUAUGCAUUCAUGAAUCGUAUGGUGAAGACGAUAGUACUGCUAUGCUAACCCAAGAGCUUUUACUAUAUUUGGCAAUGUUUAUUAGAACGGAACCUCAGUUAUUUUGUGAAAUGUUACGACUAAGAGUAGGAUUAAUUAUUCAAGUUAUGGCCACAGAACUUUCACGCACCCUAAAAUGCGAUGGGGAAGACGCUACAGAACAUCUUCUGAAUCUAAGUCCUUUCGAAAUGAAGAAUUUACUGCACCACAUAAUUAGCGGUAAAGAGUUUGUUAUCAGCAGCGUUGGACGAGGGAAUUUUUCAAUUGUUAGUAGUAAAUCUAGUAAAAUAAGCAAGAAAAUCCAUAUUGGUUUGGGACCUGAAAACAGUAAUGAAGAAACUGUAGAAACCGAUAAGCAAGGUCAGUGGCUGAGAAGGCGUAGGUUAGAUGGAGCGUUGAAUAGGGUACCGAUAGAUUUUUAUCCGCGAGUUUGGGGUUUACUGGAGAAGUGUCAAGGUAUUCAUAUCGCCGAUAAAGUUCUCCCGAGAUCUUUGACCGAAGAAAUGACACCUGGAGAAUUGAAAUUUGCUUUAGCCGUUGAAACAGUGUUGAACACCAUUCCACAUCCAGAAUACAGACAGUUAAUUGUGGAAGCUUUAAUGGUGCUAACACUAGUUUCUGAACAUAACGUUACGCCGAAUUUGGGUAGAAUUAUCCAAGUCGAGCAGCUAGUACACAAUGCAAAUGGACUAUUCUUAAGUGAUCAGGUCAAUUGUAACGGAGAUGCGACUCUUUGCUGUGCAAAGAAUAAGGAAGAUAAAGAGACAACUGGAAUGGGUGGUUUGUUAUGUGGAGGUGCAGCUUACAUUUGUCAACAUUUUUAUGAUAGCGCUCCAAGUGGUUGUUUUGGAACAAUGACAUAUAUGGCUAGGGCAAUUGCAAUCAUUUUAGAUAAUAUGCCUAAAUGUGAAGAAGCAGAUUGUCCCAUUAGCUAAACAAUGAAUAUUUGUUGUAUAUAUUAGUAAUAGACUCGAUUUGUCAACAAUAAUAAUUGU